AAUUCUACUACUAGUACAGUUGCUGUGGAACAAUCCGAGUACCGUACUACGGUACUCACCGGCCAGUUGUAGUUUCUUCUCAUCUUCAUUGCGCGUGUACCAAUAUUUUUCGUACUCGGAGACCGACUUGAGUUGCUCGAAGCCAUUUCGAUGGAGGCGAAGCCGAGGCCCGUACGUUGUUGUUUUCUUUUGAGUUGGUCGGCAUCAAAAUUGCCAUCUCAUUGCCGAGCUGCGGCAAGACAAAAAAGAAAGGUAGGGAUUUCGAUUUGAACAAGAGACACGGAACAAGAACCAAGUUCGGUUCAUCAAUAUGAUCACGUACAACCGGUCCGCAUUCGGGUGGAGACUGAUCUUUCGGGCCCAUGGUUCUGCCGUGUAUCGAUCGGUAUUGCCGUCCAUGAUUUCAGUAUUGGCAUACUUUCUAUACCAUAAGUACAACACCGAAUACGCUGGAUUUGCUGCUGAUGACGUUCUCCAUCCAUACGCCAUCGGUGUUUUGGUUUCCAGUUCCACCUUUCUGAUCAUCUUCAAGCUAAGCCAAUCCUACAAUCGAUACUGGGAAGCUUGUAGUUCAACUUAUCAGUUCAUGUCGAAAUGGUUGGAUGCAACAUCACACACUUGCUGCUACCACAUGCAAUGCGACCAUUAUAAUGACAUUAAGCCGCCUUCCUUUUACGAUUACCCCGAGCUCAAUCAUUUGAACAUGACUCGGGAUCGUGAGCGUUCGCACACACAUUCUAUUCACGAUGUAGAUGACGAAGAGACCAAGGACGACAACAACGUGGGGUUGAGAAAUCGAAAACAAAGUCAAACUCAAACAUCAGCACCUACGGAGAAUUACCCCCCAAUGCCAUCCCGUAAAAUGUUCUCGGCUAGAUCAUUGAGUGGCUCCAUACGAAGCGAUGCUUCCAGUGGAGAAUAUGGCCGAAAUGCGCCAAAAGACUUGAAGGGGCGUAGCACCGAGGAAAAAAGCAAAGAAUACAAGGCGCGAGCAGUUGCUAAGUCAAUUAACAAGACAUCUAGUCACCGUUCCUUGCCACGCGCAGAAUCGAGACGAGCAUGGGCCAAAGAGUAUUCGAAGAUGUCUACGUUUUCAGAGAGCAUUCGAACAUUGUACAAUUUGGACGUAUCACGAGACAUGAUGGAUUCAGAGAGUGAUGAAAUUUAUGAGGAAGGAAUUUUUGAUGAGAAAUCAUUGGAACCUAUCCCCCUUGUCGGAAAACCAAGAAUGGAUGGGAACUGGGGGGAGUACUAUAGCAAAAAGAAAAAGAAAAAGCUCAGUACGUUUAUGGACCCCAAUGAUCCCAACAAGAUCGACUCAAAGGGUUUCGCAAGCAUGCAAGGAGGUCGGACACCUCCUCUCUUUAUACAAGAGCUGGCUCACCUGAGCAGCUUGAUGAACGCCGUCGCCUUGGCAACGCUAAGAAAUGACAAGGAAGAAUCCGAAUCACCGCUCUCAAUUUACGAACCGGGCUCCCCAUGGCCUGAAGUCGACCCAAACAACGAAGAAUUGCUCAAGCAGACUGGUUUUAAGGCGUUUUUUACUGCACUGAAAACUUUUUUGGGUGUCGGCCUCAGCAAAGAAGAGCGAAGCGAGCACAAUGCGGCCCAGCCUCUGCCGGUGAUUGGUGGCGUAUCCGAUGCGGAAAUUCAUUUCUUGCAACUUGCUAGGGGGGCAUCGGCAAAGACACAGCUCUGCUUCAACUGGUUGACCGAAUUCAUCAUUCGAGAGCAUUUGGCGGGAACUUUGGGCGAUGUGGGACCGCCGAUUAUAAGUCGUAUCGUUCAAUUUUUGGGUGACGGAAUGAUUUACUACAACCACUCGCGGAAAAUCAUGUUCAUUCCUUUUCCCUUUAACCACGCCCAGCUUUCGGUCAUCUUUGUUCUAUUUAUUAUUAUUGUUGUGCCCUUCUUGAUGCACCAGUAUACCGAUGAACCGGCAGUGGGCGCCCUUCUGACCUUUUUGACCGUCCUAUGUCUUCAAGGAAUCAACGAAGUAGCACGAGAUCUAGAAAACCCAUUUCGUAACUUCCCAAACGAGUUGCCACUGGUCACUUUCCAGGCUCAAUACAACGAAGCCCUCAUAACCAUGUAUGCUGGGUAUCAUCCCGAUUUUUUCUGGAACGGUGACCAGGUGUUGCGAAUGACUCAAUCAAAGUCCAAGAAACAGGGAUUAUCGAAACCCAAUGGAUCCAAAUCGUUGAGCGGCAGCAAUGGCUCCUUGCAAUCCAUCGAUUCCGGGUUUUCGUUCGCUGGCGAAAACACACCACCGACAUCAGUGAAUGCUCCUGCUCCUGUUACCAAUUCACUUGGCAACGACUCGACAGAGGUGGCAUUCAUGAAACGCGAGCUUGAAAUGCAAGCGAAAUUAAUCGAACAGCUCUUCGCAAAGGUAGGAUCUACUGGGUCGUCAUUUGACGAACUUUUGCCUAGGGCUGGAGCAACUGGUCUUCACGAGAAGGAUGGUGCCCCUGCUAAGAAGUAGAAAAUCUGCAAAUUCUCUCGUCGAUGGAUAACCAAUUUUUAACAGACAGAUGGAUAAUGGCGAAACAAACGACUUAGUUAUAU
Molecule: messenger RNA, 2568 nt
Organism: Pseudo-nitzschia multistriata
Lineage: Eukaryota; Bacillariophyta; Bacillariophyceae; Bacillariales; Bacillariaceae
Source: the annotation of a GenBank genome assembly